UAAUAAUCGAUAAUUUUUUGCAAACCGAAAAUAGGCAUUUUAUCGCUGCGACGCUUUUUAUAAAAUUUUGUAAAAAUUAAUAAAUUAAAGAAAAAAAGAAUGGUGCGUGGCGGUAUGAGAGGCGGUCGCCCAAUGCGUGGUCCAAUUAGGCCACCUUUCAAGAAAACAUUUGUUCCAAGACAUCCGUUUGAUUUGACUCUGGCCGAAGUAGUAUUUCCAAAGGUGUCUCCGUCGGUGGAUGAUGCCGCUUUAACUGCGUCGUUGUUGAAGCGUAAUCAGGAUUUAAGCCCAACGCCUGCCGAACAGACAGCUGUAGGUAAUUUGGUGUCAAAAGUGCAAUCUGUACUCGAUAAUUUAAUUGUGGCUCCAGGGGAUUUCAAUAAAUGCCAAUUGGAGGAGGUGCGUCAGGUUGGAUCUUUUAAAAAAGGUACCAUGUUGACUGGUAACAAUGUGGCUGAUAUAGUUGUAAUUUUGAAAUCGGUUCCCUCAAAGGAUUCUUGUGAGGAACUAGGCAAAAAAGUCGAGUCUGACCUAAAAAAUGCUAUGAAAACUGAGGUACUCACUAAAGCUGACCACAUCAAUACUACUUUCCACGAUCGUGGUUUCGACAUAUUCAAUAUACAAGCUAAAGUUCGCAUACUUAUCACAACGAUACCUCAAAAUAUGAGGAAAAGUGAACCGAACAUGUUCCCUGAGGCAAAAGUAAUGCAAGCACACUUGGCAGCUAUAAGGCAUACGCGUUGGUUUGAAGAAAACGCCCAUCAUUCGUCUAUUAAAGUUCUAAUACGUAUUCUCAAAGAUCUUUCUAAACGUUUUGAAGCUUUCUCUCCUCUGUCACCUUGGAUGUUGGACUUGAUGGCUCAUUUGACUAUAAUGAAUAAUCCAUCAAGACAAGCUCUUCCCAUAAAUCUCGCAUUCAGGCGCGUGUUCCAAUUGCUAUCAGCUGGUCUAUUUCUACCAGGCUCUGCUGGAAUUACGGAUCCGUGUGAGCCCGGACACAAUCGUGUCCACACAGCCAUGACACUGGAAGAACAAGAUUCAUGCUGCAUGACUGCACAAACUUUAUUGCGUAUUUUAGCUCACGGAGGAUACAAACAAAUUUUGGGCAUGGAAGGCAAUUCAAAUAUUGUUAAAGACAUGUCUGUGUGGAACGGAGUUGUGGUAUCGCCUUUGGAAAGGGUCUAUGAAAAACCAACGGACAAAAAGGAAGGCGAAGGUGAUGAAGAUAUGGAAACUGUAGAAAACGAUAAUGUCAUGGAUGAAGAUUCCGGCGACCAAUAACGCAAUACAGAUUUUUAUUACAAAAAUUAAAUAUUUAUUGAUUAAGUGCACCCCCCGUAAAUAACCCACUAUUUAUUUUCCAUUUAAAAGGCAUUUGAAAUUAUCCAAAUAUUGCAUACAUACGACUAUAUGAAAUCAUCUUUAAUUUGAAAAUAUGUAUGAAUUUUGACUGCAAUAAAUCAAUAAAAUUUGUAUUAAA
Messenger RNA from Calliphora vicina (urban bluebottle blowfly), 1480 nucleotides. Its product is annotated as interleukin enhancer-binding factor 2 homolog. Gene Ontology annotation, biological process: positive regulation of DNA-templated transcription. The record is from RefSeq and is a predicted model, not a curated record. Bases 100 to 1281 code for a protein of 393 amino acids. Gene Ontology annotation, molecular function: double-stranded RNA binding; DNA binding. Gene Ontology annotation, cellular component: catalytic step 2 spliceosome. The transcript has 3 exons. Lineage: Eukaryota; Metazoa; Arthropoda; Insecta; Diptera; Calliphoridae.